Molecule: messenger RNA, 1441 nt
Organism: Hypoxylon trugodes
Lineage: Eukaryota; Fungi; Ascomycota; Sordariomycetes; Xylariales; Hypoxylaceae
Exons: 2
Coding region: 243-1298 (351 amino acids)
Source: RefSeq, a predicted model, not a curated record
GUUUUAUCCAACCUGAGAUCCUUCUCUAGGGACGCGCGCAUUCCAUCGCAUUUGUCAGAGAAUCUUUUCAGCUUUCUCUCUUGUGUUUCAUACAUCUUCUUCCCCUCUUCUUCAUACCAUUUUUGAACAUCAUUAUUAUCAUUCUUUCUAUUGAAUUCAUUUUUAUACACUCAGUUCAUUCAAUCCUUGAUUUAUUUCCUUGUCUUAUUAAACCUUAUCGAUCGAGAAAUAUAGACGCCAAAAUGUAUCGCGACAUCGCCCAUGCGGUUUACAGGCGGGGCCAGGACUCGAUGGAUGGCUACGAGAUGCCUGGUUGGGGAUGGGCUUUUGUUGUGUUGGAUAUCUUGAUUUUCUUGCCUUUGGUCUUGCUUGUUAACUACUCCUUCCAACAUCUAUUCCCUACCCUCGCUAUCGUCGAAGACCCGUCUCCUCCGGCCUACGAGCCCGUUUCGUUGAACGAAGACACUCAAUCUCUCGCCGAAGAAAAUGCCCCUCUUGCCGAUGAAGCCGCUCGUGCCGGUUCCGAGGCCCGUCUCAUUACCUCGUCCAUCCGCUCUACAUAUCGUACUGUUACCAGCGUCAGCGGCUGGCGAUCCCUGUUCCGAGGUCUUGGUUGCUAUGUCUCCUUGACUUUCUCUACUCUGUUCGUCUACGGUAUCCUAUCUGCGUUCUUGCCUGCUCUUAUUGCCGGACCUCUUUCCGCCCUUGCUCUUGUGCAACUCUACACAGCAUGGACGCACAUUGUCAUCUCGACACCGAGCUCCAAGCGUUUCUGGCAGCGACUACCUCCCUUCAAGAAGGCUUUCCAGGCUACCGCUCUCCCGGUCGCCAUGUACUUCUUCGCCAUCGAGGUUGCCUCUUACGUCCCUAAGCUUCUUGCCUGGGGCAUGGCCAUGAACCUGCCCGAACAGCCCGGUACUAUUCCCCAGGGUGACAAGAAUGACAUCUGGAAGGGUGUUGUAGUCCUCGUUGUCUCAUUCGUCCUACACAUCUUCCUCGUCAUCCCCACCCAGGUUAUCCUCACCCGAGUUCAAGCUUCGCUCCUUCCCGAGGAAGACGACACCAUCGUACCUUUCGACCGAUCGUUCCAGGGCAAGGUUGAGCCUGCUAUUGUUGGUGGCAAGGGCUUCGUUACCGUUAAGGAUGCGUGGUUGUCAUUCUCCCGCGCCUCAUGGGUACGACUUGUCAAGCUCUACGCUAAGAUCUUCGCCGCUAGCUUUGCCCUUGGUCUCCUCUGGGUCGCUGUUCUCGUCCCCGAGUUAUUGCUCAUCAUUAAGCACAGCAAGAAGAUCGAGUAAAUCAAAUUAUCUAGCUAUUAAUCAAACGACCGCAAAUCACAAGAUAUUCUAACUCGCACUCAUACCAAUAUAUUCUUACAAAUAUUAUUUGUGCUUCUUGAAUACCAUAGGCCUAUUGGCCUGGGAGGAAUUUUUGAAAGUAG